AUGAGAGAGGAAGCUAUAGAAGCAAUUAGCUCCACAAAAAAAACUCAACUGCAAGAUCCACUAGCCAAAAAAAAAGGGAAAGAAAGAGAAGAAUUAGAAGGGUUUAGCAGUAUAGAAGCCAAAAGGAAAAAAGAAGACCAAGGCUUAAUAGGCAAAGAAGAAAGAAAGCCCAAAGUUAAUAGGGCCCUUGUACAAAGAACUAGUGGAAACACAGUAAAAUCAGCAAAGCACAGUAGUCAACCGCUUAUUGCUCUUAAGGGCACCAAAGACACAUUAAAUAAUCACUCUGGAUCUCAAAAGGGUAAAGAAAGAGAGCUACUAGGAGAAGGUCCAGAGAGAAGGCUCU
This is a messenger RNA of Dentiscutata erythropus, 346 nucleotides long. NCBI's taxonomy places the organism in Eukaryota, Fungi, Glomeromycota, Glomeromycetes, Diversisporales, Gigasporaceae. The record is from the annotation of a GenBank genome assembly.